This is a messenger RNA of Beauveria bassiana ARSEF 2860, 786 nucleotides long. RefSeq lists its product as uncharacterized. The transcript is spliced from 2 exons. Lineage: Eukaryota; Fungi; Ascomycota; Sordariomycetes; Hypocreales; Cordycipitaceae. The coding region runs from base 1 to 786 and encodes 261 amino acids. The record is from RefSeq and is a predicted model, not a curated record.
AUGGGGAAAAAGCCCGUUCCCGACGCCUGGGACGACGACUGGGAAGUCCAGGCAGAUCAGGCGGCCAAGGAAGAGGCCCAGAACCCUACGCCCGCGCCAGUCUUGACAAAGGCUGAGCAAUUGGCAAUUCAUGCAGAAUCGAACCGAAAACUCUGGGAGUCGGCAGAAUCAAACCAGACGUUUCAUUACGUCGAGGCCGCCAGUACUGUACCAGUGGCUGCGACAUUCAAGCCGCAAGUCAAGGUGCUCAGCAGAAAGCCCGUCAUUGCCAAACGCGGCGGGCCUUCCGGCGCUCUCGCGCAGCUCAGCCUGGAUGACGACGAAACCAAGAAGGAAAUCCAGCUCAGUCCCGAGGAAGUACGCGCCAGGCAGAAGCGCGAGCGCGAGGAGAAGCAGCGCAAAUACGACGAGGCCCGCGCCAAGAUUUUUGGAGAGUCGGCACCCUCGUCCCGCGGGUCGUCGCCGGGCAAUGGCACCACGACGCCGCCGAGGCCGGACUCGAGGUCGCAGCCGGGCAGAGGGCGAGGGCGGGGCGCACGAGGCGCGGAUAAUGCCCGCAGCCAGUUGGAAUCACGCCGUGCGCCACUGCAAGCCAGCACCGCAAAAUUGUACGACCCCAGCUACUCACCAAAGCCCGACUCUGGCGCCCAGAAGCGAGACGAUGCGGCGGGCAAUGCGAAACUGCAAAACAGAGACGAAGGCGCGCCGAUUCGGGCACCACGCGGACCGGAUGGCACUGGAAGGGGCGGGUUCGGAUUUGCGCGUCGCGGCGCGAGAGAAGCUUGA